AUGGUAUCAAUAUUACCGCCAAAUAUCCUAUCGUAUAUCGCAACACAUAUCAAUAAGAAAGACCAGACCUCCUGUUCACUUGUCUGUAAGAGAUGGACAGAGCCGUUUCUAAACGCUUAUUGGGCCAAACUAGAGAUCGAUGAAAACAAAUUAAGCACCAUGUUCGCCACAUCCACUCUUAACGAAGUCUACAGGAAGAACGUUCAUCGUGUGUGGGCAUUGGAUCUCAAGCGGAUAAAUAUAAGACAUAUAGGCUAUGUUACACAGUUACAGCAAAGCUUCCCUGGAAUAAAAUAUCUCUUUUGCGACGAAGAGAAUCACGAAGAUGAAAGCGACAACUGGAUGAUACGUUCUAUUGAUUGGAUUAGUUGGAGAUUUUUAACGCACCUGAGCAUAAAAUUGACCAGUAAACACUCUGGGCUAGAAGACAUCUUUAUGAACCUUUCGGUAUCUCGCUCCCUUGCUCAUUUUACGCUUAAUUCAGAAAAUAAUGUCGAAGAGACCAACACUAUGUUAUGGACUCAAUUUGAAUCACUCCACCGCCACAUGAGACAGUUAGAGUACCUUGAUAUCAACUAUCCUCUUUCAUCGAUUUCGAAAUAUGAUUUGGAAAUGAUAAAAACCAUUGAACCGGCACACAAAAUUACAAAGAUUACUUUUCUUGAUGUGAGAAUUGAUGGUUCUUGGCUAUACUAUUUUGCAUUGAAGUACCCGAACCUACUCAGUCUUAACAUGAAGCCGUGCAAAGCUCGCAGACCAUUAGUACAAGAGACUUACAUAAACAAAUACCAGGGACAGUUAAUAUUGCUGAAAACACUGAAUCAGUUUUUUCCUUAUUUAAAAAUGGUACAGACACCUACGCAUACUUGUAACAGAUGGCCACUUUAUAUAUUCUACAUGACUCUUAAUUACUUUAAUAUAAAGUUAGAGCGUGUUGUAUUCGACACUCAUGUAUACAAGUCACUACUUAUGGAUAAUCUCACUAAGUGUAUUAAGCAAGUUUCAGAAUCGGUGAAGAUUAUGUGGGUGACUAUAACCGAUUAUCUGAACGCUAAACCGCGAUCUCGCAUUAUUUUCAAUUUAUGCCCGAAGCUUGUUGAACUACACAUUCUAGAACACCGAAGGAUUGAAAUGGAACAUCUCUUGGAUCAAUGUCCAGUUUUGAGGUCAUUAUAUAUAGAGAAUUCCACUACUUACCUCAUAAACCCCUCGCGACAUAUAACAAUCCCACACUCGUUACAAAAACUGGAAUUCAUCAACGUGUCUGUUCCUAUACACCUAUUCAACUACAUAUCUCUGCGUUGUAAACAACUUAAAUAUUUGAAGCUAAAGAGCGUUACAUUUCUUAUUCCUGAGUGGGACAUAAAUGGAAAAGCGCUCUUCGAUAUGCACAUGUCGCAGUUGAAGACAUUCAUAAUUUAUAAUUACAGUUAUUGUUUUCAGCAUGUCAGACAUUAUGCCAUUGAGCAACUGGAGAAUACGGAUGGUAAUUCACUACAACAUCAAGAAAGCCAAGAAAUAUCAUUUCGAACAAACUGGUACCACUUGUGUUUGGAUAAAACAAACAGAAAAGAAAGACUUUUGGCGUGGGAGCUUGGAAGACGUGACAUAGAGUUUUCCCAAAGAUACUACAAAGACUUUGAGCGCAGAAAAAAACGUGAAAAAAAAAGAAAAGACAUGAUACGACAUUGUGGAUAUGCACCUAAAAGGUUCUGGAAAAGAGAUCUUCAAUAUGGUGUUAUGAUAUUUCGAUUCAAGUCUGUCAAAGAGUAUUUUCUGGAUGAAAAAAGAGAAAUCGACAAAGAUAAACACAUACAGUCUCAUCAAUUAAAUGAAAGAAAAUUUUAG
Molecule: messenger RNA, 1848 nt
Organism: Phycomyces blakesleeanus NRRL 1555(-)
Lineage: Eukaryota; Fungi; Mucoromycota; Mucoromycetes; Mucorales; Phycomycetaceae
Exons: 1
Coding region: 1-1848 (615 amino acids)
Molecular function (GO): protein binding
Source: RefSeq, a predicted model, not a curated record